UCUUGCCAUGAUUUUAAGUGAAUCAGAAGUUUAUUUCCUGCUAUGUCUCUGUUUCCAGGUACCGACAUACUGUCAAUUUGAAAUACCGUAACGGUAAUUCAGAGAACCUCUUUUAGGUGUUAAUCAAUGUUACCAAUCUUUUUCCUCGUAGUGAAGCUUACGGGACAUGGCAACAAACGAGGUUGUUAACCACAGGAAAAUCCCUAUAUCAUUAUAACAUUAGUAUAACACUGACAGAAAGGAAAAUGUCAACCAAAAUUCUAUGUGGUCCUUGUGGAUAUGAAGACAACACAAAAAAUGCAAAGAAAUGGUGUACUAGUUGUGAAGAAGGGUUUUGCGAGGACUGUCAAAAGGUUCACAGAUCUACUAAGAUGUCCAGAAAUCAUAAGCUAAUAUCUGUUUCAGAUUAUCAAAAAAUAAAAGAUGUUUCUAUAAGCCAAACAUGCGUAGGACAUGGAAAAAGAUACGAUCUAUACUGUUCCUUACACGACAAACCUCUCUGCAUUGACUGUGUUGAUCAGCACAAAAGUUGCUCACAGCUUGUGUCAUUAGAUAAAGUUGCAGCGAAUGCUAAACAGUCAACUGCCCUUGCAGAUUUAGAAGAUACCAUAAGUGGAGCGUUAAAUAAUGUCGGUAAAUGUAUCAAAAACCAAGAAAAGAGUGGUAUCGAAUUUGACAAACAAGAAAGUCUCAUCAAGAAAACUAUACAGAAAACGCGAGAAAAGCUGAACCAACAUCUAGAUCUAUUGGAACAAAAAUUGAUACAAAAUCUUUCGACAAAAAAUGUCAACUGUAAAUCGGCAUACGGUGAAGUUCUUCAUCAGUUGUAUCUAGCAGAUAAAAAACUAAAUCAGCUAAAGAGAGAAAUCGGGACUAUGAAACAAAUGGCAUCAGAUGUCCAAGUCUUCCUUGGAACGCGUGAAAUCAACAAAACUGUUUCUGAAGAAAUAAAAUCUAUAAAAAGCAUAUUAAGCAGUACGAAAUAUUUUGAAAUCAAAUUAGAGAUUAACCCUUCAGUUACCUCAUUAUUUGAAAUCGACAAUGAGCUUGGAAUAGUAUCACUUACAGAAAAAAAAUCUAGGUUAGAAUUCAAAGAUGUAAAACUCGAUCAAGCUCAAAAGCAUAUAGCUGUACAUGCAGGAAGUAGUAAUCUAGUAAUAGAUUUACAACUGAAACAGAAAGUAAGAAUUGGGAGAUCAGCAGAUGAUUCAGGUGUGACUGGAUGCUUGAUAUUACAUAAUGGUAAUAUUUUAAUAUUAGACAUUUUAAAAGGGAAUCGAAUAAUGGAAUAUGAUGGGCAAGGUCAGUUCGUCCGAUACAUUUCCUGUUCUGGUGAUCCGUAUUAUUCAACAUUGAUAGCUCCUGAUCAAAUUGCUGUCACCUACUUUAGUAUGAAUAAAAUUGAAAUUAUUCAUCUAAGCAUCACACAAGUGCAGAAGAUAAGAACCACAAAUCAGUGUGAAGGAAUAUCCUACCGACAUGGUAAACUUUAUGUGGUAAUGGAAGAAAUGGGAAUAGUUGUGUUAGAACUGUCAGGGAAAAUCUUAUACACAGUGACAAUAGAUUUUAGAUACGUGAGUAACAUUGCGACCUCAAAGGAUAGAAUUUACUACACAAACGAAAGAAAGAACACUAUACAUUGCUUAAGUCUAACAGGUCAAGAAAUAUGGGAGUAUCAAAAUGAAUCUAUUGCUUUGCCAAAAGGGAUUGCUGUAGCUGACAACCAGGACGUUUUUGUUGUAGGUUAUUAAUCUAAUAAUCUUUCUAUCAUAAACAAAAAUGGACAAGAGAAUAAGAUCCUACUGCAAGGAACUGGCGAGUUGAAAAAUCCAAGAGCUGUAUACUACAGCACAGAUAGGAAAGAAUUAUUAGUAUGUACUGAGGAAGACGGGACUGCUGCAGUGUACAAAGUUAUUGUAGGUUAAUUAACCUCUAUAUGACACUCUCUGGUUAGUUUGCAAGACUUGCAAAACCGCCAUUCUGUCACAUUAAUUUAUUGAAUUAUUUCUUUCCUUUGAAAAACUUGAGAACUUUUUAAAAAUUCCGAAGAUUUGGAACUGCUAGAUGUUCGCUUGCUGGAUUUCAAUCGUUCCAACUUUGUCAUAAAAUAAACCAGAUACGAUUUUUUUUUUAUCACACAAAAGAGUACAAAUUUGAAAAAUGUUUUGAAAUGUAUUCGAGUAUAUGAUUUAAACAGACUGCAAUGAACUGAAAUCUGAAACAUUUAAUCGCCAUAAGCUGACGAUGAUCACGAAUCAAAGAACUGUAUUCUUAUUUUUAUUUAUAUCAUUUAACA
This is a messenger RNA of Mytilus californianus (California mussel), 2296 nucleotides long. RefSeq lists its product as uncharacterized. Lineage: Eukaryota; Metazoa; Mollusca; Bivalvia; Mytilida; Mytilidae. Gene Ontology annotation, molecular function: zinc ion binding. The record is from RefSeq and is a predicted model, not a curated record. The transcript is spliced from 3 exons. The coding region runs from base 246 to 1751 and encodes 501 amino acids.